AACAGCCCGGCAGGCGGGCGGGGAGCGACAGGGCCGGCGGCUCGGCACGGCUCGGCACGGCUCGGCACGACACGACACACCCCGCCGCCGCUAUGGUGUCCCCCGUCACCGUGGUGAAGAGUGAAGGCCCCAAACUUGUGCCCUUCUUUAAAGCAACUUGUGUCUAUUUUGUCCUCUGGCUGCCAACUUCCAGCCCUUCCUGGUUCAGUGCCCUCAUCAAAUGUUUGCCCAUCUUCUGCCUGUGGGUUUUCCUUCUGGCUCAUGGAAUUAAUUUUUUAGUGGCACAUCGGAGCGCCAGCCGCAUCCUAGCAGGACUGAUAUUCUCAGCAGUGGGAGAUGCCUUCCUCAUCUGGCAGGAGCAGGGCUACUUCAUUCAUGGUCUGCUGAUGUUCGCCAUCACACACAUCCUGUACUCCUCAGCCUUUGGCAUGAAGCCUUUGGACCUGAAAGCCGGCUUGAUGAUGGGCCUCAUUUCCAGCUCCUGUUACGCCUUCCUGUACUCCUACCUCUCGGGCCCAUUCACCUACCUGGUAGCUGUCUACAUCGCCUUGAUUGGCUUCAUGGGCUGGCGAGCGGUCGCUGGCAUGCAGCUGUGCAAUGACCUCUGGACGUGGACCAAGCUCUCGGCCUGCAUUGGAGCAAUGCUUUUCAUGGUGUCAGAUCUGACCAUCGCAGUUAACAAGUUCUGCUUUCCCGUACCCUACUCGCGUGUUAUCAUCAUGGCUACUUACUAUGCAGCUCAAAUGCUUAUUGCACUGUCAGCUGUAGAGAGCAGAGAUGAAGAGGACUUCAAAAAGAGGAGCUAGGUGGAGUGCCAACAGUCUGUGAACAGUAUGGGUUAUAUCUCAGGUGCUGUAGCUGCAUUCACCCCUGAGAGAGAUCUCCAUUUCUCUAGGCAUAUUGGUGAUGUUGAUUUUGCUUCUUUGAAGCAUUACCCUUAGGGCUUUAUUUUCAAUGGCUUUCUCUGAAUAUAGCUUACUUCAGUGUGGAGUCCAUGUUGGAAAGCUUAAGAUUGUCCCUGCAGUAGCUGCUCAUCCAAUUUUUCCACCUUGGAAGUGCUGUACUACUGCACUUUAUUUGUUAGUCUUGAAACUGAUGCUGAAUGUCUGGGAAUAGGAGGUGCAAUGGACAAGUUUGGCCACACACUGUGCUAGGAGGCUUGCUUUCAAUUGUAGGCAGACAGGCACAGACUCUGCUAAAGCCAUAGGUAAAGAUGAGUUUAACCAGUGUUUAAGUUAGCCUGUUCUUGUGCAUUACAAAUUCAAUACACAAACUGGAGCUAUUUGAGCCUCUGCUGAAAGGAAGCCUGUAGCUAUAGUAAAAACAUCACAUUCAGAUGAGAGCUGAGCUUUGGAGUCAACAGCAGUAUGUUGGGCAGCCCCUAGCAGAACCUGAAUGAGAGCCAAACACCGAGCAGAGAGCCCAGCAUGAGGUACACAGAGAUGAAGUGCUUGUGUGCCUCGAUAGCUGCUGAUCAAAGCUCUAGAGCAGGUCUAUGGACAGCUGCCAGCAUUGCCACGUGCAGCAGAAAUUGUAGCUUGGUGGGCUUUUAGGGUCAUCCAGGUAGACAAACCAGUGCAUUCUCCUCUGCUACAUUUGUACAAUCACACAGUGUCAGCAGCCAUCAGUGACAGCAUGGGCACACGAGGAUCUUUGGUUUCUGUAGCAGGAGUUGGAGGGUGUAUGUUACUAACGUGUGUCCUAUUUGUCUGUGGAACAGCAGAUAGGAAUCUAACAUUUACAGCUUUCUUUCUCAGUAUUCUAACAAAUAACAUUCCAUAUACUCAUGAAACUUUCCUGUCCUGCUGCUUGCAGCGCCUUUUCUGAAUGUGUGAGCAUUUCCCAUGUCUGAACUGGUUAGUCGGGGCCCUGAUUUUGACUGUAGAUCGUUGUCAUGUUUUGCCAGCUGGUGGCAGAUGUUCAGCUUUGCAGCACUUGUGUUUGGAGACCCUUUUUUAGCAGAGCAUCCUGAAAAGCACAGUUCUCUGUGUUCAAAGUGCCUGCCGCUUCCUUCUUGAACUCACAGCAGGAAUGCAGGAAAGCCUGUUUAAUUCUGACCCAAAUUCUUUACUUGGUUUUUCUGCCCAUCUGCUGAAGCAAGAUUACUUCUGACUUCACUCUCUUAAAAAGAUGAGAAAGAUGUUGCCCUGUUUUGUUUUGUUUUUUUUUUCUAAAUACGACUGCUUUUAUUUUCUCCUCUUAUUUAGGACAUCUGACAGCAAGCUACAUUUCCAUUUGAAUCUCUCUCCAACCUGCUCUUUCCCUCUGACCAUCCUAAGGUUGCUACUAUGGGUGGAGAUGCUCUCCUAGUUGUUUUAAAGACACAACAAGCUCAUUCAGCUGCAAAGGAAGUUUCUAAGGGUUCCUGCAUAUCUUCAACCUGUGGCCAAAAAGGGAUGACCCAAAUCCAUGCAGGUCCUAAUAAACCCUUGCAUACUUUUGUAUGGCAGAGUGAACAGGAGGGGCAGCUUCCAGAUUGUCCUCGUGGGUUGAAAACCACCACGGUCGCCAUACCUCGCAUGCUCAGAACAUUCCAGGCAAAAGCCUGUCACUGAGUCCCUGGCACCAUCAACAGAGCAGGAAUUCCUCUUUCCAAGGAGGGCAGCUGGGGUCAGGGGCAGCUGAGGAAACAUCCUUAGCUUUUCUGUUGGUGCUGAGAGGUGUUAAGUGGCUCUCCUGUUCCUCUCCAGCCUUCUGUGUUGGGACUGGGUGUUGAACAGGCAUUGCCUCCCCACAGUUGGUGCAUCUGCGCCAAUGCAACCAGUAUUACAAAAAUCUAGGUUAACCAUCCUGACCCCAUGGAAUCAUCUACUGCUUUUCAGAGAGAUCAGAAAGGUCAGCUGCGUUGUUGAGAGGGAAAGAAUUCUAAAUAGCCCAGUCCAGUUUAAUCUCUUCCCUUUAAUGCUGUUGUGUAAUACUGUCAGUAUUUAUUCACCAGUGUGCUGGGGUCUGCCUGGAGUAAACUGCUAAGGGAAUUUAGAACCAUAAAACAUCUUCAUUCAUCAGCAUUGCUUAUCUCCUGGCCGCAGCUUGAACCCUGCAGUGCAGCUCUUUGCAGAUAUCAGCUGCUGUUACUAAGCUUAACUGCUUGCAAAUCGCUUUCUGCAGAAGACUGCCAAGAGAAAAUGUAAGCAUUUGGGGUGAACCCCACCAUUCUUCCAGCACAUCAGAGCAUGUUUCAGUCUGGGUCAGUUCAGUACACUCAAUCCUUAUUCUGGCAGUUCUUCAGAGAAACUCCCUGCACCCUGAGCUUCCCAGAUGACCUCAAGCAGUCUCUUCCAACCUCAGCCAUUCUGUGAUUCUUUGAUUUAAAAGUUAGAAUUUCAAUCCGAACCAUUAUCUCUUUCUUUCUCUUUAAAAAUGAGCAAUCUUCAGUUUACAGAAGACAGCUGAUUUGCAUUUCUGCAUGCUUCUUCUUCUUGGCUUUCUUUGCCAUCCUGCUCCACUUUCAGGCACUGUACACUUGCAAAAAAGGACCUUUUAAGUGUAAGUUGGAGACCUGCUCUCUCUUCUUCUCUGGCUGUCAGAAGUGCAACUUCUGGAUACAGAGGUGUGUGGAUGGCUUUAAUUAGGACGGCAGAAACACGUGUCACCCAAGUGGGCUGUUGUCCCCUUACCGUCAGUGGCUGGCUGAGAUGCAGCCUUUGAAGCAUCAGCAUUGGCUUGCCCAGGAACAUGAGGUAGAGCCCUCAGCUUACAAAGCACAGAAGAGUCCUGCCUGACUAAGAGCCAGCAAAGGCUCUUAAUCUCCAAAAUCUCUCUCCUGCUUUGCAUUCUCUACUUUUCAUCCUUAUUACUUGAACGAGACCAUUUUCCUGGAAGGUGUCCUUCCUGCUAGGAAGGGCCCACCUGAGGCCAAAUGAGGACACUCAUUUGACACAGUUUUCAGAGUUUCUGAAACCCUGAGAAACACUGAACAGUUGCUCGCAUUCUGCUGAAUACCUUUUCUUGGGAUUAAAACUCUUCUCUUAACCCAAGCAAAGGCAGUCUUCAUUAUGAAAGGGAACAAACAGAAAGUGGGAAGCACAUGAUUGUCUGUGACACUGCCUGUCAUUUGUGCGUCUCUGCACUGUAAAACUGCAUUGAGCCAUUCUUCUUAUCAGGAGUGCAGUGUUUAAGAAACACCCACUCUUCACCCCAGGGACACUACAGAGGGAGUGAAGCACCCCAAUGGUGCAGCAUGCCUGGUGGCCCCAACAGUAUCAGCUCCAGGGCUUAAGUUCUGAGGUGUUUCUUUACACAAUGCUGUUCUCAAAGGUUCCUCUGCAGUUCCCAUCUAAAGCUGCUUGAGGCUAUGCACAUGGUACAAUUCCUCUUGUUCUCUUGUAUUAGAUCAUAGUUAUCUUUAGGUCUUUAAUUGGAUAUAUGGAAAAUACAUUUCAGCUGAACUUCUCUUCCUGGUGGUAGAUCCUCCUUUGUCCUUGCUCACACAGAACACCCACUGAAGCUGAAGAAGCAUUCCUAUUGCAGUGGGGUUUUAAAUGCUAAUAACGUAUCAGGCUGUGAAAGUUACACUGACGUCAACAGGGUGAAGCUAAUUUAGAAAUGGCAGGUUGAGGAGAACAAAGCCAGAGGAUAUAAACAGCUUUACUCUUCUGCUGCCUACAUACUCAUGCUUAAUACUUGGCUUCUUACUCCUUCACACUGAGGCAACUGUAAGACUGAUUGUUUUAAGAAUUACUCUAGCUUUUAAAUAGAUUGCUGAAACUUUCAUACUGUAACCAUGCAGAGAAUAGAUUUAUUUCUACAUACAUAUUUAGAACUCCAUAGACGAACUUUGCAGAUUCUACUUAGUGAUUCUUCCCAGUUUUUUUUGUGCCAUAGUUUGACACUGACACCUGUAAGUUUUCAUCUUACUGCCAUGCUAAUGUUGGGAGCUGGUCUGGAAGAAGCAGAUCAACACAAACAGCAAGUGCAAAGCUUAGUGGCAGGUGCCUUGUUCUCACUGCUUGGGUUCUGUAUACAAAUGGACUUUUUACUCAACAGUAGCAUAAUCAUGUUCCUCCCAGGUCCUUCUCCUGCCUUUUAUCCAUGCUUGCUGCUGCUGUGGCCUUGGGUAAGUCACAGUUUUUUUUGCAGCCAGAUCCUCAUCUGAUGUAAGUAGGCAUGAGUGUAGGAAGGCCAGCGCUCUGCCAGGUUGUAACAGCCAGGACCAGGACCUGUGUGUCUGUUCUCAUCCCAUUUUGGAAAUUGUGGUAUUAGCACUUACCUACCUCACAAAAAUGCUGUAAGGAUUAAUGCUUAUACAGCACUCAGAAGAUGUAAAGUGCUAUAUGUCUCAAAUAUUAAUGUACUGUAGUGAUAAAAAUACUUCUAGGCAUCUGCAGAAGCAUGGAAUGUGUUACUGCCUUUUUGAUUUGCAUUAGGCUGAAAGCAAAUGAAACAUAUUUAUUCAUACUGUCAAACAGGAUAGGCUCAGCUACACUUGAACUCUGUGGAGGUUUUAGCUUAAAAGUCUGAACUCUAAUCUCAGUUUUGCAAAUGGAUUUUAGUUUAUCUAAAAGCCUCAACCAAAUUCUUAGAUGUGAAUUGUGUAUCCAAAUUUUGCAAUCCAGUCUCAACCCUAUCUGUUAGCUAGAAUGAAUCUAAUCCAGCCAAAACACAGUGCUCUUACAGACUGCAACGGCUGUUGAAAAGAUUGGAACAGAAAACGAAGUCACUCUGUUUAACGUUCAACCUGCAGAAGGUCAGCUAGGUUUCAGGAUACAACUUAAAAAGGGAUGUUUAAUACUGUGAUUCUAAGUUUACUGGCUUUAAUAUCAGCAGAGAGGGAAGGCCUUGAUAGAAUCAAUAAGGUCGACACAUCCUCUUUGAAUUAUUUCCUUUUAACCUGAAACAAAGUAGUAGCAGGUUCUAUAGUGAAGGAAGCACUUGUGCCAUCAAUCCGAGGGCCCAGAACAAAAAGACAUCUAAAAAUACAGCUCUAAACCAUCACCAUGUACUCAAUGACUAUAAAAAUGCCACAGUUCACUGGAUUCAGAUCUGGACUACAGCUAGAAAUGACUUGGUUCUGGUAGCACUAGUUGCUGUAUAACACAAAUGGAAGUGAGAUGUUACCCAGGAAUGUGAACUGUGUACAUGUGAAAUGGACCAUAAUUUUGAAGCAGCUGCAGUAAAAUCUUAUCUUAAUAUGAACUCAGAAGCAAACACAAUGCAAAUUUUCAUUGUUUCUUUACAGCAUAUGAUGGAUUUUAGUUUUCUUAGUUUGGAGGAAAUGUUCUUAAUGUUAUUUUAUUUUUGCUCUUAUUGUAAAAAAUAAAAAUAUACGACUCUAGAUAGAUCACAAAUUAAAGAAGGUGGCCAGUUGGCAGGAAUGCCAAAAUUUCUGUGGCUUGUACUGUUUUUUGUGGUGACACUAUGCUGCUGUAGGAUGAGCCACUGGAGUGGUAUGAGGCUCAAAAGGAAGGCUGAAGCAUAAGGCCCACUGCAGACUCCCACAGUCAAUCUCAUGUCAGAGGGAUGCAGGGACCAAGCUGCCAAGAUUGCAGUGGGAGCAACGACUGGUCCCAUGUGGGGACAGACAACGUCAGGAAAUAGAAGAAAUCUUUUCCUGACAGCCAAAAAUCAAGAAAUCAAAUCCAGCCCAUUGCAUGAGAGCACCAAGUCAGUACAAGCACAUGGACUUAGACAUCACUCCUGCAGGCUUCUGCUGGACCAAAUCUCAUUCCCAAUUCAGCAGGGACAUCUUGUUCCAGGCCUACUGCGUGGGCAGGGCCAGGCCAGCAGGAACUAUUAAAGAAGAAUACAUUUGAAAACAAAGGAACCAACCCAAUCAACCAAUAACAACAACAACAACAAACAAACCAGAAACCAAAACAAGAACACAGAUGCCAUUGGGUAAGCAGUAGUUCUGCCUUGCUGAGACCACAGGAGUGACUGGUCUGUCCUGAAUACUAAGUCCAUGUCUUGUACAAUGUAAGCCUCUUACUCCGGCCCCUCUCCCUGCGUUCCAGACAGUGUGCUGAAAGUUGUGACCGAAGCAGCUGCUCUCCCCAAGGAGUCAGCAUUUUGCCAUGUGUGAAAGUCUCCAGCACUUACUUUCUUUACCAUGAUUGUAAAGGUCACCACAAGCAGUACGGCUACUUGAUCUGGGAUCUUUUCUUAACAUAUUUUUAUGCUGAUUUUACUGUUUUGAUUCUUUGUUUGGAAUGUAUUUUUUUUUCUCAUUUCUUCUGUGUGUAACAGCAAUUAAAAAUAUUAAUUUACUGGGUA
This is a messenger RNA of Lagopus muta (rock ptarmigan), 7212 nucleotides long. RefSeq names its product transmembrane protein 86A (gene TMEM86A). The transcript is spliced from 3 exons. Gene Ontology annotation, cellular component: membrane. Lineage: Eukaryota; Metazoa; Chordata; Aves; Galliformes; Phasianidae. The record is from RefSeq and is a predicted model, not a curated record. The coding region runs from base 93 to 806 and encodes 237 amino acids.